CACAUCAACACAUGACUUCAUCUUUACCGUGUGAUUCGGGCGCAGCCACUGACUUCCAAUAAACCCUGAAUAUCAUCUUACAAGCACAGGUGCCUACAUGGGCGCUCCUAUAGGCCAACAACAGACUGGGGUGUCGAGCCCAUGUUCACAAGCUCCAGAAGUAAGCCUGGUCAUCGUUCAAGUCAGAGUCACAAUGAUGACGCUGAAUCAUACACCAAGGGAACCCACAUGGCUCGGAGGCCUAUAUAAUCAACACUGGGUCCGUUGUAAGGAGACUCAGCUGAAUAUGAAGAAGUCACCCACGUACUACACACCUCUGUCUUGUCAGAUCAUCUUCAUACACCCAAACGCGCAUGGCCUUAGUACCAUUAUCUCUCCUAUCACCAUACUUCGAGCAUAGCUGAUUUGAGACAGAACUGCUUCUCGCUAUGUGCCAACAAAUCCAGCCUACCACUAAGCACAUUUGCGACCAUACGAUCGACGAGGAAAGCUACCUCAUAGAAUUCGAGGAUUGCGGCGAUUGUGGCGAGGUGAAAGAGGGCCCAACAUACCUCGGAGCGACUACAAAGAGAGACCCAUGCGAUGACUGCAAGGAGACGGUUUCGUGGGUCUAUCAAAUAGACGACGAGAUUGCGCUCAAGUUCCCGCGGCAAAAAAAGCUACGUGAGUUCGUUCACGAAAACAGUAUCUACGACAAGUUCGAGAGCCAUCAUAGCCCAUGCCCACACAUUAUACAAAGCUUUUAUCGCAUGGAAGUGGCCAAUUUCCUUCAAUUUCUUCCCCAUGGUUCCCUUCACGAUCGACUUCAAAGUAACCAGACAAGGGAUGGAGACAGGGUCAUUUCGGUCGACCGAUUUGAAGACAGGCGAUUGAGCGAGCGCUGGGCCGCGGAGCUUUGUGCUGCCAAUGCCUGGCUAGAGGCUUUGGGAGUAGUCCAUGGAGACCUGCGGCCAGCGAACAUGCUGCUUGAUCAGCAGAAUCACUUGAAGUUGGCAGACUUUGAUAGUGUUGCCAGCAUUGGACAGAAGUCCCUUGGAAGUGCAUCACCAUGGGCACGGCUUCGACCGGAAUCGAAAGCGGGAGGAUACGGGCUGUAUGGCCCAGAGAGUGAGCAAUUCGCUAUUGGGUCUAUGGUUUAUUACAUGGUGCGAGGUUUCGAGCCGUACGGGGGCCCUGAACAAAAUGAUUGGGCGGCUGGCGUCGCUGUUGAUCUUUGGAAGAAUCAACAAUACCCCGAUAUCCGAGAAGACGAUCCGUUGGAAAGGCUGGCUUUGAAUUGCUGGAGAGGCUCGUUCGUGUCCAUACACUGCUUAAAGGAGGCCGUGAUGGACGUACCGGGAUCUCAGGAUAUGGCAGAAGCGGCUAAUUGGACGGCAGAAUACGGCUUGGAGAUGAGACAGAAAUGUGAAGCGUUGUUGGGUCAAGUAGCGCAGUCAAGAGCGUGA
Molecule: messenger RNA, 1445 nt
Organism: Colletotrichum godetiae
Lineage: Eukaryota; Fungi; Ascomycota; Sordariomycetes; Glomerellales; Glomerellaceae
Product: AGC/DMPK protein kinase
Exons: 2
Coding region: 429-1445 (338 amino acids)
Biological process (GO): protein phosphorylation
Molecular function (GO): ATP binding; protein kinase activity
Source: RefSeq, a predicted model, not a curated record